CUGACGAGGCUGCCGGGGUCCAAGGGGAUGCGAGCUGCGGGCCGGCCCCGCCGCGGCGUGGCGCGGGGGAGGCCGGGCCGGGCCCCGCGGCGCUGAGGAGCUGGAGCCCUCCCCGUGCCCCCGGCCCGGAGCCGCCCGGGAUGGAUCAUUUCUGUCAGCAGGUGCAGCAGAAGGACGUGGGCCGCAGGCUGCAGGUCGGGCAGGAGCUGCUAGAGUACCUGCGCGACCCCGCGGCGUCCCCGGACGUGGAGCAGGACCCGCAGCGGCUCGACAGAGUGAUCGACGAGCUGGCGGCAUGGGUCAACUCUAGCAACUUCAAGGUGUCGUUACUGGGAUUAGAUGUUUUAGGUGCCUUUGUCAACAGACUAUCAGGACGCUUUAAAUCCUAUAUAGGAACCGUUCUCCUGCCUUUGAUAGAUCGCUUAGGAGAUGCCAAAGACCAAGUUCGAGAGCAAGCACAGAAUCUCAUAUUGAAAUUGAUGGAUGAGACAGCUACACCCAUGUACAUCUGGGAACGCCUUGCUGUUGGUUUUAAACACAAGAAUUACCGAUCCCGAGAAGGAGUGUGUUUGUGUCUUAUUGCAACCUUAAACAUUUAUGGUGCACAAUCAUUAAGCCUCAGCAAGUUAGUACCGCAUCUGUGUGCAGCGUUUGGUGACUCGAAUAGCCAGGUGAGAGAUGCUGCCAUACUAGCCAUUGUAGAGAUUUAUAGACAUGUGGGAGAGAAAGUACGAAUAGAUCUUACGAAGAGAGGAAUUCCUCCUGGAAGGUUGCAAACAAUCUUCACAAAAUUUGAUGAAAUAAGAAACUCUGGAACUAUGAUUUUAAGUAGCAUCAGUGACAAAAGCUUUGAUGAUGAAGAGUCAGUGGAUGGAAAUAGGCCAUCAUCAGCUGCUUCAGCCUUUAAGGUUCCUGCACCUAAAAAGCCAGGAAAUCCUUCCAACAGUACAAGAAAGCCAGGUUCGGCUGGUGGGCCUAAGGUUGGAGGUUCCUCUAAAGAAGGAGGAGCUGGAGCUGUUGAUGAAGAUGAUUUUAUUAAGGCAUUUACAGAUGUUCCUACUGUACAGAUCUAUUCUAGUCGAGAACUUGAAGAAACAUUGAACAAAAUCAGGGAAAUCCUCUCAGAUGACAAACAUGAUUGGGAUCAACGAACUAAUGCGCUCAAGAAAGUUCGGUCGUUGCUUGUUGCUGGAGCUGCACAGUAUGAUGGAUUUUUUCAGCACUUACGGUUGUUGGAUGGUGCGUUCAAGCUGUCAGCCAAGGAUCUUAGAUCCCAGGUGGUUAGAGAAGCAUGCAUUACUGUAGCCCAUCUUUCAACUGUUUUGGGAAACAAGUUUGAUCAUGGCGCUGAAGCUAUUGUGCCUACUCUUUUUAAUCUGGUUCCCAACAGUGCUAAAGUGAUGGCAACGUCGGGGUGUGCAGCCAUUAGGUUCAUUAUUCGGCAUACCCAUGUGCCCCGACUCAUACCUUUAAUAACAAGCAACUGUACCUCAAAAUCAGUUGCAGUUAGAAGGCGUUCCUUUGAAUUCUUAGACCUGUUGUUACAAGAGUGGCAAACACAUUCAUUGGAAAGGCAUGCUGCAGUCUUAGUUGAAACGAUCAAGAAGGGCAUUCACGAUGCUGAUGCAGAAGCAAGAGUGGAGGCAAGAAAGGCUUACCUGGGUCUUAGAAAUCACUUUCCUAGUGAAGCCGAGACUCUAUACAACUCUCUUGAACCACCUUAUCAAAGAAGCCUCCAGACCUACUUGAAGAAUUCUGGCAGUAUAGCAUCUCUCCCUCAGUCAGACAGGUCAUCCUCCAGCUCACAGGAGAGCCUCAAUCGUCCUCUAUCUUCUAAAUGGUCUGCAGCCAGCCCAGCAAGCCUUGCAGGCAGAGUUUCAGGCAGCAGCAAGAGUGUUCCAAGCCCAGGAACCCUGCAGAGGUCUCGCAGUGACAUUGACGUUAAUGCUGCCGCAGGUGCAAAGGCUCGCCAUGCUGCUGGACAGACAGCUGGAGCUGGGCGCUUGUCAGCAGCUGGUCUACCUCCAGGAUCUUACGCUUCACUAGGUCGUGUAAGAACAAAGCUUUCAACGCUGUCUGUUGGUAUUGGAAACUCUAAAACAGACUCCAGAGGACGGAGUAGAACCAAAGUGGUCUCUCAGUCUCAGCCUGGCAGUAGAUCUGGAUCUCCUGGAAGAGUUUUGACAACAACCACACUUUCUACUAUGAACACAGGGGUUCAGAGAGUGUUAGUGAGUCCUGCAACUGCACAAAAACGAAGCAAAAUCCCACGAAGUCAGGGAUGCAGUAGAGAAGCUAGUCCUUCUAGAUUGUCAGUAGCACGAGGCAGCCGCAUUCCUCGGCCUAGUGUGAGUCAGGGGUGCAGUCGGGAGGCCAGCCGUGAAAGUAGCAGGGACACAAGCCCUGUCCGCUCUUUUCCACCCCUUGCUUCCAGACAUCACUCCAGAUCCACUGGUGCCCUCUACACUCCUGAUGUUUAUGGGGCUACAGGUACCAGCUUUGGAAUUAGUCAGUCAAGUAGAUUGUCAUCAUCAGUUAGUGCUAUGCGAGUUCUGAACACAGGUUCUGAUGUGGAAGAGGCAGUAGCAGAUGCCUUGAAGAAGCCUGUGCGAAGAAGAUAUGAGUCUUACGGGAUGUACUCAGAUGAUGAUGCCAACAGUGAUGCAUCAAGUGCCUGUUCAGAAAGGUCCUACAGCUCUAGGAAUGGAAGCAUACCAACAUAUAUGAGACAGACAGAAGAUGUGGCUGAAGUCCUAAAUCGCUGUGCUAGCUCCAACUGGUCAGAGAGAAAAGAAGGCCUUCUGGGCCUGCAAAAUUUAUUAAAGAACCAGAGAACUUUAAGCCGUGUUGAGUUGAAAAGGCUGUGUGAAAUCUUCACAAGAAUGUUUGCUGAUCCUCACAGUAAGGUGUUCAGUAUGUUUUUGGAGACACUGGUGGACUUCAUCCAAGUCCAUAAAGAAGAUCUGCAGGACUGGCUAUUUGUACUGCUAACACAGCUAUUGAAGAAAAUGGGUGCUGAUUUGCUUGGGUCUGUACAAGCAAAAGUUCAGAAGGCACUUGAUGUCACAAGGGAAUCUUUUCCAAAUGAUCUUCAGUUCAGUAUUUUAAUGAGAUUUACUGUUGACCAGACCCAAACGCCUAGUUUGAAGGUCAAAGUUGCAAUCCUUAAAUAUAUAGAGACUCUCGCACAACAGAUGGAUCCAGGAGACUUUGUAAAUUCGAGUGAAACUAGGUUAGCAGUGUCUCGAAUCAUCACCUGGACCACCGAACCUAAAAGCUCAGAUGUUAGGAAGGCUGCACAGUCAGUGCUGAUUUCCCUUUUUGAACUCAAUACUCCAGAGUUUACAAUGCUAUUGGGUGCUUUACCAAAAACAUUUCAGGAUGGAGCCACAAAGCUUCUCCAUAAUCAUCUCCGGAAUACAGGCAACAGUGGUCAGGGAUCAGUGGGAAGUCCUUUAACAAGACCUACUCCACGCUCCCCAGCAUGCUGGUCAAGUCCUCUCACUUCACCAACCAAUACAUCGCAGAACACUUUGUCACCAAGUGCAUUCGACUAUGAUACGGAAAAUAUGAAUUCUGAAGAUAUUUACAGUUCUCUUCGUGGAGUCACUGAAGCCAUUCAGAAUUUCAGUUUCCGUAGUCAAGAAGAUAUGAAUGAGCCUGUAAAACGAGAUUCAAAAAAAGAUGAUGUUGAUUCAAUCUGCAGUGCUUCAGGAAUAGUAGACCUACGAGCAGGAAGUGGUGUGAGUGAUACAGGCCGAACAGCUCUUGAUAACAAAACAUCAUUACUCAACACAAUGCCUCCUCACUCUUCACCACGUUCAAGAGAUUAUAACCCAUAUAAUUAUUCUGAUAGUAUCAGUUCAUUUAAUAAAUCUGCUUUGAAGGAAGCCAUGUUUGAUGAUGAUGCAGAGCAAUUUCCUGAUGAGCCUCCCAUGGAUCAUUCUGAUCUGGUCGCAGAGUUACUAAAAGAGUUAUCAAACCAUAAUGAGAGAGUUGAGGAAAGAAAGACUGCCCUCUAUGAGCUCAUGAAGUUAACUCAGGAAGAGUCUUUUGGUGUUUGGGAUGAGCACUUCAAAACAAUACUGCUUUUGCUGCUUGAAACACUUGGAGACAAAGAGUAUGCAAUUAGAGCUUUGGCAUUGAAAGUUCUAAGAGAAAUUCUGAGAAACCAGCCAGCAAGGUUUAAGAAUUAUGCAGAGCUCACAAUAAUGAAGACAUUAGAAGCUCAUAAGGACCCCCAUAAGGAGGUGGUGAGAUCUGCUGAAGAAGCUGCUUCCAUGCUGGCUACUUCCAUUAGCCCAGAUCAGUGCAUCAAAGUUCUUUGUCCAAUUAUCCAAACUGCAGAUUACCCCAUUAAUCUGGCUGCAAUCAAAAUGCAGACGAAAGUCAUUGAGAGAGUAUCUAAAGAAACUCUUACUCAGCUUUUACCAGAGAUUGUGCCAGGUCUAAUACAGGGCUAUGAUAAUUCAGAGAGUAGUGUUCGUAAGGCAUGUGUUUUCUGCCUUGUUGCCAUUCAUGCAGUAAUUGGUGAUGAACUAAAACCACAUCUCAGUCAACUCACUGGCAGUAAAAUGAAAUUACUGAACCUUUACAUCAAGCGUGCACAAACAGGCUCUGGACCAGGGGAUGCAACAGCAGAUAUGUCUGGACAAAGCUAAUGAAACUGACAGGAGUUAACCGGGUCUCUUAAAGCAAGGGCCAGGCCCUCUUCAAGUGGAAGGAAAAUUCUUACACACAACGUUUGGAACCCUUCUUUUUUUUCUCAUUUUCCUCCCUUUUUUUUUCUUUAACCAUUGGCUGUCUUCAGCUUGCAUGUGACUGUUGCAAUAGAAUUAUUCCAAAUCCAAGGAAAAAACAGUAUUAACAUCCGUUGAUCAAAGCAAAAUAAAAUUUAUAAAUAAUCUAAUCCAUCAUUUAUCCUGUUCACAAUCCUCUGUGUCUUCCCAUUAACUUUUGCCAGUGUUACUGUAUUAAAAACAUUUUUUUACCCUAAUUAAACAGGUAUGCUUUAAGCUUCAGAAGUUAAAAUAUAA
Messenger RNA from Cygnus atratus (black swan), 5036 nucleotides. RefSeq names its product cytoplasmic linker associated protein 2 (gene CLASP2). Gene Ontology annotation, molecular function: microtubule binding. Lineage: Eukaryota; Metazoa; Chordata; Aves; Anseriformes; Anatidae. The record is from RefSeq and is a predicted model, not a curated record. The coding region runs from base 141 to 4661 and encodes 1506 amino acids. Gene Ontology annotation, biological process: mitotic spindle assembly. Gene Ontology annotation, cellular component: spindle microtubule; cytoplasmic microtubule; mitotic spindle. The transcript has 37 exons.